AUGUUUACAGACCAGAACACCUGCAUCUCACCAAUCUGUUUGAAAACUGCCUCCUAUGAAAAGUACAUCAUGGACGAAACUGCGAAUCCCUGCACCAACUUCUACCAGUUUGCCUGCGGGGGCUAUGCUAGUAUUUACACUCCGAACCCUCUUGUGGUAGGUAUUUUAUGUCCUUUCUCCAUUCUCCUGUUCCCGCCACAGAUGCAGGUCCGAGGUCAGCCCAUGCUGAACCAGGUCAUCAAACCGUUUGGAGGCUGGUACGUUCUAGAAGACAACUGGGACGCCUCCACCUUUGACCUGCACAAACAGCUGAAGAUUGUCCAUGUCACCUUCUGGACGCCCGCCUUGUACGCCCUUAGACUUUCCACAGACACCACCGACUGGACCAAGAAAGUUCUAGAGGUACC
Candidula unifasciata is the source of this 407-nucleotide messenger RNA. NCBI's taxonomy places the organism in Eukaryota, Metazoa, Mollusca, Gastropoda, Stylommatophora, Geomitridae. The record is from the annotation of a GenBank genome assembly.